AUGGAAAAAAUAGAUAUGUUAGUUAAAGUAGUAAUCAUUGGAGAUACAACGGUGGGAAAGACAAACAUAAUGACACAGUAUUGUGAUACCAAUUUUAAAAUGAACUCUCUUCCCACAAUUGGAGCUGAUUCAAGGGUAAAGAUGAUAUAGAUGAAUGAAAGAGAAACUAUAAAGAUGAUGAUUUGGGAUACAUGCGGUCAAGAACGAUUCAAAUCCAUCACAAAAAAUACAUUUAAAGGAGCAUAGGGUUUUGUGUUGGUGUAUGAUAUCACAUCAAAAAGCACUUUUGAACAUGUGGAAGAUUGGCUAGAAUCAAUCAAUGAUAACAUUGAUACAAAUACAGUUUCGAUUGUUUUAGUUGGAAAUAAGUCUGAUCUGGAUGAAUUGAGAUAGAUUUCUAGAGAUCAAGGACAGGCUUUGGCCAACAAACAUAAUCUCAACUUUUUUGAGACUUCAGCCAAGUUGGGAAUUAAUUUAAGUGAGGUUUUCGUUUCACUUGCUAGAAAUAUCAGGAAAAUCAUAAACUCAGCAAACAAAGACACUGAGAUGCUCACUACAGACAAAACUAAGAGUAAAAAGAAGAAAGGUGCUGUUGAUAUUCCAUAUACU
Messenger RNA from Paramecium tetraurelia, 609 nucleotides. RefSeq lists its product as uncharacterized. The transcript has 2 exons. The record is from RefSeq and is a predicted model, not a curated record. Gene Ontology annotation, biological process: regulation of exocytosis; protein secretion. The annotation marks the transcript as partial. Gene Ontology annotation, molecular function: GTP binding; GTPase activity. NCBI's taxonomy places the organism in Eukaryota, Ciliophora, Oligohymenophorea, Peniculida, Parameciidae.